Molecule: messenger RNA, 1493 nt
Organism: Vicia villosa (hairy vetch)
Lineage: Eukaryota; Viridiplantae; Streptophyta; Magnoliopsida; Fabales; Fabaceae
Product: triacylglycerol lipase 2-like
Exons: 9
Coding region: 146-1390 (414 amino acids)
Biological process (GO): lipid metabolic process
Molecular function (GO): hydrolase activity, acting on ester bonds
Source: RefSeq, a predicted model, not a curated record
GUAAGGCAAUCAAUCUAUAUACAAAGCACUACAUAUAUAUCUUCCAUUCUUAUAUAUAUACUUCCACUGGUUUUCACUUUUUCAAAAGUUCUAAGUGUAAAAAGCAUCUUGCAUAGCAUAACAUACAUUCAAGAAACACACUCUCAUGAUGUUUAAAAAAGUAAUGCAUGUCUCCUUUAUCAUGUUGAUAUGUUUCUUAAUAAAAAAUGAUUUUUCUAAUCAAGUUCAAGCUUUAAGUGGAGCUUUAAAUGGCACAAAACAUCUUGAUGUUGAUAAUGGAAUAUGUGCAUCUUCUAUUAUCAUUCAUGGAUACAAAUGUGAAGAGAUCCAGGUUACAACCGAAGAUGGAUUCAUUUUGAGUUUGCAAAGAAUUAUAGAAGGUAAAAACGAAGUUAAAAAUGAUGCGAUAAAAAAACAACCGGUGAUACUACAACAUGGUUUAAUAUUGGAUGGUAUGAUAUGGCUUGUCAACUCUCCAGAACAGAGUUUACCUCUAAUUUUAGCUGAUAAUGGCUUUGAUGUUUGGAUUGUUAAUACUAGAGGAACAAGACAAAGUCGUCGACAUGUUAUAUUGGACCCCUCUACUCCGAUCUUUUGGAACUGGUGUUGGGACGAUCUUGUAAAAUAUGACCUACCUGCUGUGUUCAACUAUGUAUACAGUCAAACAGGACAAAAGAUUAAUUAUGUUGGUCAUUCUCUGGGAACUCUAUUAGCCUUAGCUUCUUUUUCUGAAGGAAAAUUGGUUAACCUGGUGAAAUCAACAGCUUUAUUGUGCCCCACUGCUUAUUUGAGUCACAUGAAGACUCCUAUAGGGUCUCUUGCAGCCAGAUUCUUUGUUGCUGAGGCAGCUGCACUUUUUGGUCUGGUCGAAUUUAAUCCAAAAAGUUUAAUUAUCAGAGCCCUUCAUAAGCCUCUUUGUUAUGACCCCAGAAGUGAUUGCUACUACUUGAUGACUUCAUUAACUGGCCAUAAUUGUUGUCUCAAUAUGUCAAGUAUUGACAAAUUCUGGAUAAAUGAACCUCAACCAACAUCAAUGAAGAACAUGAUACACUUGGGUCAAAUGGUCAGAGAUGGAGUUCUAGCAAAAUACAAUUAUGGAAUACCACAUUUAAACUUUGUGCACUAUGGAAACAAUACCCCACCAAUAUAUAACCUAUCAAAUAUUCCACAUGAUCUCCCUCUCUUCAUUAGCUAUGGAGGACAAGAUGCACUUUGUGAUGUUCGUGAUGUUGAGAAUUUAUUUGAUAAGCUCAAGUUUCAUGAUGUUGACAAAAUAAGGAAGCACUUUGUACAAGACUAUGCUCAUGCGGAUUUUGUCAUGGGGUUCAAUGUUAAAGAAAUAGUAUAUGAUCAUAUUAUUUCUUUUUUCAACAAUCAAGGUAAUGCUUAAUAGUAUUACAAAUAAUAUCAAGUUGUACGAGACAAAGUACGUGACAUGUGUUAUGUUGUUAUUAUCCUAAAUAAAGUAAUUACAAAUAAUAUCAAGUUGUAUG